This is a messenger RNA of Engraulis encrasicolus (European anchovy), 2445 nucleotides long. It is a transcript of the gene pink1, whose product is annotated as PTEN induced kinase 1. NCBI's taxonomy places the organism in Eukaryota, Metazoa, Chordata, Actinopteri, Clupeiformes, Engraulidae. The transcript is spliced from 8 exons. Gene Ontology annotation, cellular component: mitochondrion. Gene Ontology annotation, biological process: protein phosphorylation; positive regulation of mitochondrial fission; regulation of apoptotic process. The record is from RefSeq and is a predicted model, not a curated record. Gene Ontology annotation, molecular function: ATP binding; protein serine/threonine kinase activity. The coding region runs from base 118 to 1839 and encodes 573 amino acids.
CAUUUACGUAAACAUUGCCCUUGUCUGGAAUUUCAUGGAGGCCCAUUAAUGACAUGUAGAGCGUUAACAUAGAUACCUAGGCAAUUCUUCUCGAAUAUUUUACUUGUUGUGGUGAAUAUGUCGGUUAAACAUGCUAUUAGCCGGGGUGUGGAACUGGGGAGGUCGGCGUUCCAGCUGGGGAUACUGAAACCAGCUGGCCGACUUGCUGCGAAGUUCCGAGGUGAGCGUCUGCGGGUCGGCCAGCCGUCGCGCACCGUUCAGCCUCAGAGUUUCCUGCCAGCUCGGUACCAAUACUAUCGCAUGUCUCUCAGUGGUUUGGCGGCGCAGAUGCAGUCCGGGGGUUUCAGAAGGUUGAUUGGAGGUUCGCCCAGAAAUAGAGUUGUGUUCUUAGCUUUUGGUGUUGGUCUUGGAUUGAUCGAACAACAGUUUGAGGAUGACAGGAAGAGUGUUGCAGCAUGUCAACAAAUACAGGCCCUGUUCCAGAAGAAGAAGUUUGAGAGCCCUAUUAAGUCUUUUAUGUCAGGUUAUAAGCUCGAGGACUACGUUAUCGGAAAGCAGAUUGGGAAAGGGUGCAAUGCCGCGGUAUAUGAGGCCGCAGCUCCAUUCGCGCCAGUUCCCCCCAGACGCAGCGAGAGGGCCUCCUUGGUGGAACUCAACACACAGCCCAGUGAACGCACAUCUCCUCGCUUGGCCUGCCCAACACGUUACCCCUUGGCUGUCAAAAUGAUGUGGAACAUGGGGGCUGGAUCCUCCAGUGAGGCAAUCCUAAAUUCCAUGUCCCAAGAGCUGGUGCCUGCAACACCAAAUGCUCUCAGGCAGGAUGAAGAAGGAGUCAGUCUGGACGGGCAAUUUGGGUGGGUUCCCAAGACCGUGGCCGCACACCCCAAUGUCAUCAAGGUCCACAGAGCGUUCACUGCGGACGUGCCCCUGCUGCCUGGCGCUGAGGAAGAGUACCCAGCCGUGCUGCCCACCCGACUCAACCCACUGGGCAUGGGCAACAACCGCACCCUCUUCCUGGUCAUGAAAAACUACCCGUACACCCUGCGUCAGUAUCUGGAGAGUGGCACCCCAGGCAGGAAGACGGGCACACUGAUGGCCCUGCAGCUACUGGAGGGGGUGGAUCAUCUGUGCAGACAGGGCAUCGCACACCGAGACCUCAAGUCAGACAACAUCCUCAUGGAGUUUGACUUUGGUGGUUGUCCUCGUCUGGUGAUCACAGACUUUGGCUGCUGCUUGGCAGAUCAGAGCUGUGGUCUUCAGCUGCCCUACAAUAGCCGCUGGGUGAGCAGAGGAGGCAACGCGUGUCUCAUGGCACCAGAGGUGGCCACUGCCGUCCCUGGGCCUGGCGUCACCAUAGACUACAGCAAGGCGGACGCGUGGGCGGUGGGCACCAUCUGCUACGAGAUCUUCGGCCAGAGGAACCCCUUCUACUGCCCCCAGGGCCUGGAGGGCCGCAGCUACGAGGAGAGGCAGCUGCCGGAGCUACCGUCUAACACGCCCGCAGACACCAAGCUGGUGGUCCGACUCCUGCUGCGCAGGAACCCUAAAAAGCGCCCCAGUGCCCGAGUGGCGGCCAACAUGCUCCACCUGAGCCUGUGGGGCCGGCAGGCGCUCACCUCCCUAGACAGGGCGAGCCUCAGCAAGCUGUCCGAUUGGCUGCUGUGCCAGUCGGCCUACGUGCUGCUGAGGGGCCGCGGUCCCAGCGGGAGCUCCGUGGAGGCCGAGCUGCAGAGGGGCUUCCUGGCCAGCCUGGACCUGGAGGAGCUCCGCACCGCCCUGGCCUUCCUCACCUACGGACGCCAGCUCCACCAUGACCGCUAUGCUCCCCUCACACUGUGACACCUCUGUCCGCACCGACCAGGGUUAUGUACGGCACGGACGGACGGACGAAUGGACAGGAGCUCCGAUUCGCACCCUCUCACCCUGUAACACCCAAACCACCACAACCAGUGACCUUGUCACCCACCCCGUCUGAGCUGACGACGAAUCCCUCAGUUUGGUAGAAAUAGGCACAUACAAUAAGCUGAGCUACAUUAUUAUACCAUAUGUGAUAUACCAUAGGUAUAAAUAAAGUGUUUAUAUAUCAUGUACGGCAGAGAGCUCCACUUUGGAGCUGCACUUUAUAGACACCUUGCACUUUUGUUCCCCCUGUGCCAAACUUUGGGUAGUUUGUGCAUGUCUCUGGCUCUAAGCCACAUUAUAGGUUAGGUAUCACUCUGAAAUGGCGAAAAUAUUAUUUAUGAAUUUAAUUCAUGAAAUUACAGUUAGACUUUUGUCAUCAUUGAUAUUGUCAUCAGCAGUACAACUCACAUCCGUUUGAUGAUUUUUAGAUAUCUAGGACUAUAUCAUGAGUCAUGUGUGUAUGAGUGUCCUUUCUGACAUGGUCUCCUGGGAAACCUAUAGUGUUUUUGCUCAUGUAAAUAAAAAACAAUGAUGUUUUAAUGA